GCGGAUCGCACGGCAGCCACGGCGCUGGCAGUGCGAACCAUGGAUGGGCUCAGAGGCAACGUCACUCUGGUGAGCGCCCUGCCCGCCCCACUCCCUCAUGCUGCCCGCCCUGCUUGCUCAUGCUGCCCGCCCCGCUUGCUCAUGCUGCCCGCCCCGCUUGCUCAUGCUGCCCGCCCUGCUUGCUCAUGCUGCCCGCCCCGCUUGCUCAUGCUGCCCGCCCCGCUUGCUCAUGCUGCCCGCCCUGCUUGCUCAUGCUGCCCGCCCCGCUUGCUCAUGCUGCCCGCCCCGCUUGCUCAUGCUGCCCGCCCCGCUUGCUCAUGCUGCCUGCCCCCGUUGGGCAUGACGGUGUGUGCUGCCAUGGGGGUGUGUGCGCUGCCAUGCCACUUUGGAGAUGCUGCAGUGCGGGUGGUGCAGGGCAGGGAGCCAGAGCAGUUCCUAUCGCUCUUCAAGAGCCACCUGCUCUUCCUCAAGGGCAAGGCAGCAGAGGCGUAUGAUGCGGUGGGCAUCGCUCUCUUCCGAGUGCGGGCGCGCGACAACGGGCUCAUCCUGGCCGUCCAAAUGGACACGGUGCCGCGGUCGCUCAACUCAUCGGAGUGCAUGCUGCUGCAGACCCCCGCCAACCCAUUCCUGUGGGUGGGCAAGAACAGCACUGAGGCCGACAAGGCCGCCGCCACCACCGCUGCUGAAAUCUUCAAGCCCGGAGUGGCACUGAAGCAGCUGGCGGAGGGGAAGGAGACGUCGGUGUUCUGGGGGCAUCUGGGCGCCAAGGGGGACUACCCCGCGCAGCGCGAGCAGAGGGAGGCGCAGCGGGAUGCGCGCCUCUUCCACUACACUGGCACUGCAGCCGCUGCCAAGGUGGUGGAGGUGCCCAACUACGAGCAGGAGGAUCUGAUCAGCGAGGACGUGAUGCUGCUGGACACGCACAGCGAGGUGUUCGUGUGGGUGGGCGUCAACCUGCCCGACAAGGACAAGAAGGACGCCUUCGAGUACGCGCAGCGGUACGUGGAGGCGGUGGCGGGCAGCGAGGGGCGGUCGAAGGAGGUGACCAUCAUCCGCGUGGUGGAGGGCUUUGAGCCGCCCAUGUUCACCUGCCACUUCCAUUGGGACCCCACCAAGACUGCUGCCUUUGUGGACCCGCACGAGCGCAAGCUGGCGCACCUGCAGGGCCGCGAGGUGGAGCUCUCCGACCAUCGGGGCAUGGGGGGCAGGGGGGAAAGGGGGCAUAGGGGGCAUGGGGGCAUGGGGGGCAUGGGGCAUGGGGGCAUGGGGGGCAUGGGGGGCAUGGGGGCGUGGGCUGCCAAGCGCAAGCUGGCAACACUUGGCCUAGCAUCAUCCCACCCCGCCGCUGCUGCUGGCGCUGCUGCCGGCGGUGCCGCUGCGGCACCAGCAGAUGCUGAGCCGGCCGCAGCAGCCCCGCCAGCAGAGGUUGUUGCUGCUGCGGCUGCACACGCUGCCAAGGAUUCAGCAUCCUCUCAGAUGGCAGCAGCAAUGGCUGCCCUUAAGGGCUCCAUUAGGGGGGUGCCCACCAAGCCUGAUCCUGCCGCUGCUUCUCCUGCUGCUGCCGCACCUGCGCCCAUGGCUACGCCCGAGCCUGCUCCCGCUGAGGAGGUUGCGGCGCCCAUGUCUGCUGCUUCUCAGCGCGCUGCUGCCAUCGCUGCCCUGUCGGGCACUCUCACUGCGGAGAAAAGGAAGAGUGGUGGAGGAGCAGCAUAUUCCAUCCCCAAGGUGCAAUCGCCCGCUGCCACGGCUCGCUCACCAUCCUCCACGCCCGAACCACAGCCUGCUGCCAGUCCCGCUGCCGUCACGCCCUCCUCCCCCGUGCCCGCCCCCAUCCCCGAGGGAGACGAGCCCUCGGAUGCGGCGGGCACUGAGGCAGCAGUGGAGGGCGCCGUGUACGCCCUGGAGAGGCUCACAGUCAACAGCACGGACCCUGCUCCUGGCAUCGACACCAAGAAGCGAGAGGCUUAUCUGUCUGAUGCGGACUUCCUCCAAGCGUUCGGAUGUGAUAAGGAGGCUUUCUACAAGCAGCCCAAGUGGAAGCAGGAUACCAAGAAACGCUCGCUCCACCUUUUUUAA
Closterium sp. Naga37s-1 is the source of this 2076-nucleotide messenger RNA. The record is from the annotation of a GenBank genome assembly. NCBI's taxonomy places the organism in Eukaryota, Viridiplantae, Streptophyta, Zygnematophyceae, Desmidiales, Closteriaceae.